UUCCUGCCCAACCUUAGUAAAAAUAAUAAGAAUAAGGAAUAAGGCAUCACCACCACAACGCACGCAAUUUAGUCCUUUGUUUUUUUCCCUUUUGCUAAAAUAUUUUAUUCCUUGUCUUAUCGUUUGCUUAAAUAUUUAACUAUUUAGCCCGCACUACUACGUAUAUCAUAUCCAUUUCGUAGCGACGUUUCGCCCUCGUACCACGCUCAUCGCGCGUGAGAGGUCGUCUGGCCGAGCGAGGCCUCUUGAGGGUUCCUUUAUUUAGCUAUUUAAAUAGUUGUCUGAUGAAUUUGGUCCAUACUUACUUUGGUUUUGAUCUUCUAUUGCUCUAGCCUGCUUCUAGCUAUUUAGACCUUUAACCAUCGAGACAUAUCAAUUUAAUCAGCCCAAACAUACAUUGCCAAUUCUAACCUGUCCGCGAGGCUUCAACUCGAGAUGGCUGGGAUGGAUGUCCCUCUGGCAUCUCUAUCGCUAACUCAUGUCCAUUAUAACCCGGACGACCCCAUAUCCCUCGUUUCUGCUUUCCUAGCUCUAGUCCCGCAGGCAAUAUGCAUCAUUUAUGUUACUCUUAUCUGGGCGACGCGGGAGGUCGAAGUGCUGCUUAUGUUCGCUGGUCAGAUGCUAUGUGAAGGGUUAAAUUUCUUCUUGAAGCGGCUAAUACGCGAGGAGAGACCAGUUCAGAUGUUCGGGAAGGGCUACGGCAUGCCAUCUUCCCACUCCCAAUUCGUCGCUUUCUUCUCCCUCUCACUUACAUUGUUCCUCCUCGUUCGACAUGUCCCCGACCUUACUACCAACCAUUCCGCAUCUACGUUUAUGCAACGGGCAGCGCUUUCAGCUCUAGCCUGUGUAUGUGCUGGCGCAGUCGCUGCCAGCCGCGUAUAUCUCAAUUACCACACGCCGAAGCAGGUUUUGGCGGGUUGCGCUGCGGGAGUGGUCUGUGGGAUAUCAUGGUUUUUAUUCUCUAGUUACCUGCGACGGGAAGGCUGGAUUGAUUGGGCUUUGGAAACGCAGCUAGCAAGAAUGGCUAGAAUGCGCGAUUUGCUUAUUCAAGAAGACCCCGUGGAGGCGGGUUGGCAACGGUGGAUGGAAAGGAGUGUUGCAUCUAAACGGACCUCCAAGGCUUCUGGUAAGCUUAAUUGACAAUUUCUCUGGUUGGCUGAGGUCUGACAUUGGAGUUUUCUAAUUUAUUUGCGUAUAUACACAUUGAGCUAUUAGUAUAAUCAUGCCUUGUUGAGCGUUGUCUGCGCAUUGGUAGUAGGCGUAUUGCAUUUUCCGCCCUGUCCCAUUUUUCUAGAUCUGUGGACGUGUAUCUGUACAUAUACAUAGAGUAGUGUCCGAGCUGCAUAAACCAAUGCAACUCCUUCCAUACAGUACCGAGCGAUUGAACAAUCCAAUUUGUCCACGAUUCUCCUUGAGAGCUGGUCGCAAGCGAUCAAUAACCAUAUCACGUGAUAUAACUAUAUCG
This is a messenger RNA of Blastomyces gilchristii SLH14081, 1465 nucleotides long. Its product is annotated as dolichyldiphosphatase. Bases 436 to 1140 code for a protein of 234 amino acids. Gene Ontology annotation, cellular component: intracellular membrane-bounded organelle; endoplasmic reticulum membrane. The transcript is spliced from 3 exons. NCBI's taxonomy places the organism in Eukaryota, Fungi, Ascomycota, Eurotiomycetes, Onygenales, Ajellomycetaceae. Gene Ontology annotation, molecular function: dolichyldiphosphatase activity. Gene Ontology annotation, biological process: lipid biosynthetic process; protein N-linked glycosylation. The record is from RefSeq and is a predicted model, not a curated record.